Molecule: messenger RNA, 1023 nt
Organism: Aspergillus eucalypticola CBS 122712
Lineage: Eukaryota; Fungi; Ascomycota; Eurotiomycetes; Eurotiales; Aspergillaceae
Exons: 1
Coding region: 84-701 (205 amino acids)
Source: RefSeq, a predicted model, not a curated record
GACGAGUAUCCCAGGAAGCUAGCGGGUGCAUGCCGAAAGGAAACGAAAAUCCAAAGAACGCGAUUCAAGACCAGUAUUGCACGAUGAAAUGCCUGCGUGGUUUGGCUAAGAAAGGCCCUCUGGAUCCUCAAUGUCCGAACGUCAGAAGACACGGACAUCUAGUCCACAGCAUCAACGCUCGUGAUUUGACGCGUCUCCUGUCUGAUCAAUUAUCGCGCGAUCGGGAAUUUGGUUUCGAGCAGCUACACAUCGUCGGUAGGACUGGUUAUCUCUUGAAAGCCACCAUAUUAUCCCAUGGAUAUACUGUGGUUCUAAAGGCCACUAGCGCCGAGCAGCUUCCAAGCCUCGAGCAAGAAAUCAAAGCCUACCAUCAUCUCCGCUCUCUUCAAGGCACACAUGUUCCAGUAUGCGUGGGGAAUUUCGCUCCGCGCGUUCGGUACUGGUAUCACGGUCAGUUGAUGGCGCAUAUGCUUGUUUUAAGCUGGGCAGGUAUUAGAGCGAACAAGGUUAUGACUGAGCAGACUGCUCCUUCUUUCCGAGAGCAGCGCAAUGAGGUCUUGGAACAGAUCAGUGCGUGUGGUGUCAUUCAUAGUGAUCCAGAAUGGCGCAAUAUACUUUGGAACGAAGAGAUUGGCGGCCUCGUGAUCAUUGAUUUUGAAUCGCCUCCAAAGAGCCCUUGCAGCAGGCGGGCAAUAUUUUAAACAAGACAAAAACUAACAUUUCGAUUACCAUUAGGUGAAUUGCCGGGCAAUCUAGUGGCCCAGGAGUCCACCCUCCCCAGAAAGACAAGUCAAACUGGGCAGUAAGGGUUGUCCAGACCACCUACUGCAAGGCACGGCGUUGAGUAUACCGUCGGCUGGCUUCUAUCGUUGGUAUGGGGGUGGGGGAGGCAGUCCAACUUCCUUAUAUUGAUACGAUCCAUGCUGACCAUGCAUACCGCUAUCCCGCCAUGUGUGGAACCCGGGAAACCCUUUCCAUCUUAUAUAAUUUUCCGAUGCCCAUCUUGUGGGAUUUACGAGUUAC